Alosa alosa (allis shad) is the source of this 2248-nucleotide messenger RNA. RefSeq lists its product as uncharacterized. The coding region runs from base 181 to 1656 and encodes 491 amino acids. Lineage: Eukaryota; Metazoa; Chordata; Actinopteri; Clupeiformes; Clupeidae. The record is from RefSeq and is a predicted model, not a curated record. The transcript is spliced from 13 exons.
GGAAUGCCUGUAACCAAGAACGUGUUGGCGUAAACAGUUAUCCGAAUAUUACUGAGUGCUCUGCUCUAAACAGCAGAAUAUAUUAAUUUAUGUUAUGGCGUGUUAUGUUAUGUUAUGACUGUCGUCUAUCUGCGCUUAGUACUUUAUGCCGUGUAGCCAUAGGCAACUCCAAACAGAACCAUGAUGUACGGCUUGCUUUCAGUCUUGGGUGUUCUAUUGGGAAUUGCCCCAGGAGUGGACUGUCGCACAGAGGUGAAACAAGUAUGUCCUGGAUCGCCAUUUUAUUUUAAACUUGAAGAUUCACUGAAAAGUCAGCACAUAAACUUGUACUUCGUCCAAAACUGGUCGGAGAGGAAAAUUGCAACGGGUACACAGAGUUUAGACCCCCAGUAUCCAUUUAAGGACAAUGAACCGUAUAUACCCGAGGUAAUGAAAAGGCAUGAAGGGGAAUAUUAUUGGGCAGUAAGGAAUGUACGUUUGAAGCUUAAUCACAUCAGAUUAAUUGUUAAAGACUGCAGCUCUCAUAAAGAUUUGGAUUAUGGUGACGAAAUCAAACUGGAUGUGCCGUCGGACGCAUCUGUGUUGGAGUUCGACCCUCACCUCUCAGACAAACGCUUGGUCUUGUGGAGCCGGAUAAAUGCCAAGAAUGAGAAGGGUGCCAGGGGCACAGUUGCGCUUGGCUACUGGAGAGCACAGAGGAUGACCCAGGCUGAUCAGGGCAGAUACGUUUUUCUCAGGGAAAGUGGAGGUCAUAUCACUGAUACAGUGGUCACUGUUCAAGCAAAAACAAAACACGCUCAUGUGGCUGAUGAAGACAUCAAAGAUAUCUGGCAAACCUUUGUUGACAUCCCUAGACAUGAGGUUGUCAUUACUUACUUCACGCCUCAUGGGGAGGAGUAUACGCUCUUCCAGAACGACGUGGAAACCGAUAAGGCUUUCAGCCUUUUCAGGGGUCGCUUAACACUGACCACUGGGUGGUUCAGCAUUUUGAAAGUGCAGCCACGUGACGCAGGACGAUACGAGAUCCGCGACAAGAAUGGACAUCUGGCCAUGUCCAUGUAUCUAAAGAGAGACCCUGAGUUCGAUUGGAAGAGUUUAAUUAUGCCCCUGGGUAUAUCUGCUGGUGUCAUGGCGGGGCUGUUGUGUUGUUGCUGGUGCUGUUGCAAGGUCUGUAGUGACAGUGACGACAGUGACAAAGCCGAAUCUACGGCUGUUUCGCCAGACACUGAACCACCUGUUCAUUUCCAUGAUCCCAUUACUUUAUCUGGACCAGACGACCCCUUGCAACCUCCAUCAUCGUCCUCAGGCAACACCCCUAACCCCUGGGAGAGCAGUCCACCUCCGUACAGCACAGUGGCCCAGUAUGAGCUAUAUGUUCCUGACAUUGCUCCCAGUCCAGUGGCUCCUGUUGCUCCAACCGAGGCUCCAGAUGAAGGAGAAGGAGCUGGAGGUGGAGCUGGUGGAGGAGCAAGAGGAGGAGGAGGUGGUGAUGGUGUUGCUCACACUGCCCCUAGUGCACCCCUUGACCCUGGGUUGCAGUACCAGCCGAGAGCCUGGGGUAAUGGCCUGGAUGACUUCCUGUCCAACGCUCCUCUCUUCUCAGACUCCACCGCUGCUGACAGCAGCACCUACAUUUCGGCCAAGCUCAACUUCUAGACUGAUUUCUGUUAAGAACAAAACACCAUGGCCCCAGCCGGCGACACCGGGUUCGAUUCCCGCCCCGUCGUCCUUUCCGGAUCCCACCCUGACUCUCUCUCCCACUCACUUCCUGUCAUUCUCCAAAAAAAAGAACAAAACACCAUUCCUCCAUGUAGUUAGAGCUUAGAUCGGGCCCAAAAAAUCAAGCCCGACCCUACCCGAGCCCGUGCAUGUUGUGCCCAAGCCUGACCCGGCCCGACACAUUAACUGUAGUUGAGCCCAGCCCGAUUUGAACCCGUCAUUUUUUAAAUACGUGGGCCAUUAUAACUAACUGACGUUCUCAACUACAAUUCUGAGUUGUUUGAGCUACAGAAAUCUUUUUAGAAUUAUCUUAAUGAAUAAUGCAACGGAGGAUGAAGCAUGUAAUAUGUUUGUUUAUUCAGGAUGGAAUAGACCGCAAAUGAAUCUGUAAUGACGUCACUCGUCAGGACCAAUGAGGGAACUGGGAGUGGUCGAAGGAAAUCGUGAAGCUGUCCGCGCGCUGUUGGAAAUAUAUCAAUUGAUUAUAAACCUCUGUUAAACCUAAUAAAUCUGACUCUGCUCAAUAUUA